AUGGCGGCCAAGGGUUCGUCGAAGCAGAGAGGAAAAGGAAAAGGUUCAAAGGGAUCAUCUUCUUCGCCAUCCAAGUAUCAGCUCUUCAAGGAUUGGAGCAACUGGUCACUGAAGAAAGCAAAGGUCGCGACUCACUAUGGCUUCAUCCCACUGAUCAUCAUCAUCGGCAUGAGUUCCGAUCCAAAACCAGAUCUUUUUCACCUAUUAACUCCCGUUUGA
Molecule: messenger RNA, 219 nt
Organism: Thlaspi arvense
Lineage: Eukaryota; Viridiplantae; Streptophyta; Magnoliopsida; Brassicales; Brassicaceae
Source: the annotation of a GenBank genome assembly